Messenger RNA from Aspergillus aculeatinus CBS 121060, 623 nucleotides. RefSeq lists its product as uncharacterized. Lineage: Eukaryota; Fungi; Ascomycota; Eurotiomycetes; Eurotiales; Aspergillaceae. The transcript has 2 exons. The record is from RefSeq and is a predicted model, not a curated record. The coding region runs from base 268 to 543 and encodes 91 amino acids.
CAAAACUUCUUUUUUCCUCCCGCGGUCACAAGGCAUUAGUAGUGUUUUACUUCGCUCGUUAUCCGUACUCCCCUGAUCAAAACAUAUAGAUAGAAAAUAACUCUCCGUUUGAGAUUGGCUUGUCAAUGUCUAUGAGGUCCUACUUUGUACCCGGCUGAGGAUUUCCUACGUGCUCAAGCAUAUUUGCUGCGAGGUGUCUACUGAGCAAUACCUCUAUCUUACUCUCCGCGAGGCUCCUCGAUACCUUCUACAUCUGCUCUUAGGCCUAUGGAUGCAAAUGUCUAUGUCUUGAUUAUACCUCAAGCUACAUUCCGCCAGCAUAUUCAGCCCUGUCACCCUUCAUCAAUACGAACACACCAAGCUGCUGCGGCCCUCAAAAUAGCUCCCGAGAUAUCAUGGGAAUUCAGCACUGCAUUCUCAAAUAUUGGUGUGUUUCCUUCGACCUCAACAUCGCACUGUACGCGAUGCAGUAAAGUGUAUCAAAAGUCGGCGAAAAUUGCAGCAAGUGUCGUUGGGAGAUGCGAAGAAUGCUUGAUUCUUUGAGAGUGGGCGUUGAAGCUGGGGACCAAGAGCAAUUGAAUACAGGAAACAAGGUAGCCGAGGUUAACUUAUUGAUGGUCAAG